AUGGAGCCUCACCCCGCGGCUGCAGCCGGAGGAGGAGGAGGAGAAGGGGAGGCCGGCCGUGGUGCGGACCCCGACACCGGCCUCGAAGGGUCGAUGUGGAGGAUGGGGCUGGCCGGCGACGGCGGUGGGGAGGGGGACGGGGCGCGCCUGCCGGAGCGGCCGGACCAGGCGGACUGCAUCUACUACCUCCGCACGGGCGCCUGCGGCUUCGGGGACCGCUGCCGCUACAACCACCCCCGCGAUCGCGGCGGCACUGAGUUUGGACUUACUCUUUUGUAUUUUUUACAGUAUUACAUGAAGACUGGGACUUGCAAAUUUGGUUCCAAUUGCAAAUAUCACCAUCCUAAGCAAGAUGGUUCUGUGCAGCCUGUAAUGUUAAACAGUAAUGGAUUCCCUCUACGUCCGGGUGAGAAAGAGUGCUCCUACUACAUGAAGACUGGACAAUGCAAGUUUGGUUCGACAUGUAAAUUUCAUCAUCCAGAAUUUGGUGGUAUUCCAGUUACUCCUGGAAUUUAUCCACCAUUGCAGUCGUCAACUGUACCCUCGCCUCAUCCAUACGCCCCUCUUACAAAUUGGCAAAUGGGGAGACCGCCUGUAGUCCCUGGAUCAUAUAUGCCAGGCUCGUACACUCCAAUGAUGCUAUCGUCUGGAAUGAUCCCCUUGCAAGGAUGGAGCCCUUAUCCGGCUUCAGUAAACCCUGUAGCAUCAGGUGGAGCACAACAAACUGUUCAAGCUGGACCUAUGUAUGGCAUAGGGCACCAUGGAUCUUCCUCUACAAUUGCUUAUGGUGGUCCUUACAUGCCUUACUCUUCCUCAACUAUACAAUCAAGCAAUAAUCAACAAGAACAUGGAUUCCCUGAGCGGCCAGGGCAGCCUGAGUGUCAGUAUUACAUGAGGACAGGAGAUUGUAAAUUUGGCGCUACAUGUAAAUAUCAUCAUCCUCGAGAUUGGAGUUCACCCAAGUCUAAUUAUAUGUUCAGCCCUUUUUGCCUUCCACUUCGUCCAGGUGCUCAGCCUUGUUCAUACUAUGCCCAAAAUGGGUAUUGUAGAUAUGGAGUUGCAUGCAAGUAUGAUCACCCGAUGGGUACGCUUGGCUACAGUUCAUCUCCUUUUCCCCUGUCUGACGUGCCAAUUGCUCCCUAUCCUCUUGGCUUCUCUAUUGCCACAUUGGCUCCAUCUUCAUCUUCCCAAGAUCUAAGGCCAGAAUAUAUUUCAGCUAAAGACCCAUCAGUCAACCAAGUAGGAUCGCCAGUGGCAGCAUCUGAGCCUUCUGGAUCAAUUUUGCCAAAAGGGGUUUUCCCGCCAGACACGGUGAUGCGUGCUCAGGCUAAUACGACAACUGGUGGUAGUUCAAGCCCUGGUGGUGGUCGCUGA
Molecule: messenger RNA, 1374 nt
Organism: Triticum turgidum subsp. durum (durum wheat)
Lineage: Eukaryota; Viridiplantae; Streptophyta; Magnoliopsida; Poales; Poaceae
Source: the annotation of a GenBank genome assembly